ACGCGCCGGGCCCACCCCGCUGACCGGCUCCCCGACUCCGCACGCUCGUUGGAGGGAAAAAAAAAACCAAACCAUGGAAACGUGCCCGGGAAGGAAAGGGCUAAACGUUGCUUUAAAUAUUCAUGCCAUUGUUUUAAAGGCGUAAACAUGUGGCUGCGGGAUCGCCGGGCACCGUCCCUUAUUAAUGCAAAUGGAUACCCCUGGUUCCCUAAUCACUGCACAUUUUCCCGAGCACCCCCUCCCCCUUCCCAUGCCCUCCAAAAAUGUAAGAAUCUAGUACUUUUUUCAUUAGGAUGUGAGGCUGAUUUGUGUCCUUAGUACCAUUUGGAAUUUUAAAUCUGAGCGCCUUCCUGAUACAAGGUGUUUUAAACUUUUUUCCACCCUUAAAACUCUGAGAAGAUAGUAUUUUAAAAGGAAGUGAUCGCCCCACAAUUCCCCUCCCCACCUUUUUGGGAGCCAGAAGAGGAACAGAGAUAGGAGGUAGGAAAAUAACUGGAUGCCUCGUGGAUCCAUAAAGAACCCAGCCAACCCGCAGAGGGAGGGGAGGGGCUGAGCUGUGAGGAGAGCGGGGCCCAAGAACCAUGUCUACGCGGGAGUCCUUUAACCCGGAAAGUUACGAAUUGGACAAAAGCUUCCGGCUAACCAGAUUCACUGAACUGAAGGGCACAGGCUGCAAAGUGCCCCAAGAUGUCCUGCAAAAAUUGCUGGAAUCUUUACAGGAGAACCACUUCCAAGAAGAUGAGCAGUUUCUGGGAGCCGUUAUGCCAAGGCUUGGCAUUGGAAUGGAUACUUGUGUCAUUCCUUUGAGGCACGGUGGGCUUUCCUUGGUUCAAACCACAGAUUACAUUUACCCGAUCGUAGACGACCCUUACAUGAUGGGCAGGAUAGCAUGUGCCAAUGUCCUCAGUGACCUCUAUGCAAUGGGGGUCACGGAAUGUGACAAUAUGCUGAUGCUCCUUGGAGUCAGUAAUAAAAUGACUGACAGGGAAAGGGAUAAAGUGAUGCCUCUGAUUAUCCAAGGUUUUAAAGACGCAGCUGAGGAAGCAGGAACGUCAGUAACGGGCGGCCAAACAGUACUAAACCCCUGGAUUGUCCUGGGAGGAGUCGCUACCACUGUCUGCCAGCCCAAUGAAUUUAUCAUGCCAGACAAUGCAGUGCCAGGGGACGUGCUGGUGUUGACAAAACCCCUGGGGACACAGGUGGCAGUGGCUGUGCACCAGUGGCUGGAUAUUCCUGAGAAAUGGAAUAAGAUUAAACUAGUGGUCACCCAAGAAGAUGUAGAGCUGGCCUACCAGGAGGCGAUGAUGAACAUGGCGAGGCUCAACAGAACAGCUGCAGGACUCAUGCACACGUUCAAUGCCCACGCCGCCACUGACAUCACGGGCUUCGGGAUUUUGGGCCAUGCGCAGAACCUGGCCAAGCAGCAGAGGAACGAGGUGUCGUUUGUAAUUCACAACCUCCCGGUACUGGCCAAGAUGGCUGCGGUGAGCAAGGCCUGCGGAAACAUGUUCGGCCUCAUGCACGGGACCUGCCCGGAGACUUCAGGCGGCCUUCUGAUCUGUUUACCACGUGAGCAAGCAGCUCGGUUCUGUGCAGAGAUAAAGUCCCCCAAAUAUGGUGAAGGCCAUCAAGCAUGGAUUAUUGGGAUUGUAGAGAAGGGCAACCGCACAGCGAGAAUCAUAGACAAACCCCGGAUCAUCGAGGUUGCACCACAAGUGGCCACUCAAAACGUGAAUCCCACACCCGGGGCCACCUCUUAAUCUAGACAGAAAUAGCUGUUUGGUUUUGUUUUUAAAUAGAUCUAUUUCCCUUAUCACUUCAAUUAAAGACUAUAAACAACAAAAAUCUCAUUGUGUCUACACAUCGGGGUGACCUUAGGUCGGUUUGUAAGUGGAUACAAUUAAUAAAAUAAAAUCCAUUGCCUUUUUUUCCUGUUACAUUAACUGAAGAUGCACCUAAUCUUGAGGCAGCUUCUGAGUUGAGAAUUAUAUUGUUAUCCAAUACUGUUGAUUCAUUUUGAAUCUUUAGACACUUAGCUCUUGCCGCAUAGGCUCUCUUUAAAGGUGCUCUCACAUAGCACAGACGUUACCAGUCGUCGUGUCAAAUAGCAGUUGGUGUCUUCAUUUUAUGUAUAUUUAUCAUAAGUCUGAUUUUUUUUUUUAAGCGUCUUGAAUGGUUUUCUGGAGAGACAGCAUUGGUAAGUGGCACAUGACGGUAUGCCAGUCCUAAGAGGGUUGCAUGAUUCCUUUGAGUGUUUGAUUUGAAAAGCCUAGUCUUGUCUCUCAAGAGCAUCUCGGACCCAGAACAUUCUCCAGUAGUGCAUUCAGUUUAACACAGCAAGUGCUUCACUGCAUGGAAAACACUUUGAAGACAAAAAAGAAAUCUUAUUUCUUUUUUUGUAGCCUUCCUGAUAUUUACAGUAAUACCAUUAACUGUUUUAUCGAUAGCAAAAAAGGAUACUUUUUGCAAUGUAAUUAGAUGUUCUAUAGUGCUACAAGGAAUUGCCUUCCGAAUGGAGGUUCAUGUAUAAUACUCAUUUACAAUUCAAUAUAUAAUUACGCAAAUAAUUUUUAAAUAUAAUCAAUAAUAAAGACUGUUCUGUGGAUGGUAGUGUUUAAUACAUUUUAUAUUUUGUAUAGUGAUUUCAGGCCUUUUGUUAAAAUCAGCAGCUAUUUAGCCUAAUUCUUAGCAUUAUUUUGUCCUUUGCGCCAGUACUUUUUUGUGCACGGUUUUUGUGAUCUGUGUUAAAAACCUGCAUUGCCAACAUUGCAGCUCGAACUUAAACUUGUUAUUCAAAUAAAUAUUUAAUUUUUUAAAUUGCUCUUGUAUAAUCAGAUGCCCCUUUUAGUAUUAUUUUAGAAGCGUUGGGAGGGUUUUGCCUAAAGUACAAUUUAUCAGGAAAAACUAGAUUUUAGUUUUAUAAAACUUUUAAGUCUUUCAUGGGACCUAUAUUUUCUUGAAUUAAAUUUUGUAGUUCUAGAAUAAAUAGGCAAUCUAAAAAGGUGUUCUCUGUGUUUCGUAAAGUGGAGGCUUCCUUAUAUUUUAACCUACUAAGCAAUGAGGAGGGAUUCCUGUCAUUAAGCACAAGGGCACUGGAUCCUCAAGUGCCCGUCUUCAUGAGAGAAAAAGCAGCACAUCCUGCACGUUUCUGGUGCUUCCUGCUCACAGGCACCAAAGCCACACAUGUAAACUGACUUCUUGCCAAAGGAAAUGACCCCUGGGAAGAUCAAGCUCCUGGAAGAGGCUUGAACUCGGACGCGCCCUCCUCCAGGAACCAGCGGGCAGGGCAGCCUUCAUGCAUGUGUAACUGGACCUCCAGCCAUAAGCAUGGUGUGCAGUAUGGAAGAGCCUGCUACGGAACUGAAAUUGAUUGGACAUUUUAUAGGAAUUGAUACAGAUGUUGGUCCUCAAAAGCUACAAACCAGUGGUCUGCAAAAUAAAGUGUGUUGGAAACCUCUGAGUAAGAUAAA
Symphalangus syndactylus (siamang) is the source of this 3470-nucleotide messenger RNA. RefSeq names its product selenophosphate synthetase 1 (gene SEPHS1). NCBI's taxonomy places the organism in Eukaryota, Metazoa, Chordata, Mammalia, Primates, Hylobatidae. Gene Ontology annotation, biological process: L-selenocysteine biosynthetic process. Gene Ontology annotation, cellular component: cytoplasm. The record is from RefSeq and is a predicted model, not a curated record. Gene Ontology annotation, molecular function: selenide, water dikinase activity; ATP binding.